Messenger RNA from Suillus plorans, 1126 nucleotides. Its product is annotated as glutathione S-transferase. NCBI's taxonomy places the organism in Eukaryota, Fungi, Basidiomycota, Agaricomycetes, Boletales, Suillaceae. The coding region runs from base 133 to 807 and encodes 224 amino acids. The transcript has 7 exons. The record is from RefSeq and is a predicted model, not a curated record.
GUUAAUUUUGGACCUGAUGCAUGCCAGCUGAACAUGACGCGUGACGAAUCAUUAUUUAAUGGUAUAAGGUAGUUUGGGUUAAAUACACAGUGAUUCUUCCCUCCACUAGACUCCUUCCAAGUAACAUUCGAUAUGUCGAAGCCUUUAGUUCUCUACACUGCAGCUACCCCCAAUGGCCACAAAGUGUCUAUCAUGCUCGAAGAGCUCAAGGCGGCCUACGGGAACAUUGACUAUGAUGUCGAGAAGAUCAACCUGACCGCGAAUGUCCAAAAAGAGCCAUGGUUCAUCGCAAUGAACCCAAACGGACGUAUCCCUGUUCUCAUUGACCGCUCCAAUACCACUGUUGCCCACCCGAAUGGAUUCCCCGUCUUCGAGAGUGCAGCGAUUUUGUUGUACCUCGUGCAGAAGUACGACAAGGAAGGGAAGUUCAAGUUUGAGAGUGGCAGCGAUGAGGAGAGCCAGAUGUUGCAGUGGAUCUUCUUUGCUCACGGAGGAGUCGGUCCUAUGCAAGGUCAAUCGCACCACUUCCGACACUAUGCUCCUGAAGAUGUGCCUUACGGCAAGAAACGCUAUGGGGAUGAGGUCGUUCGUCUUUAUGGUGUGCUCGAUAUCGGUCUUCAAGGCCGUGACUACCUCGUGGGUCCAGGAGCUGGGAAGCUCAGUGUUGCUGAUGUGAACGUCAUGCCAUGGGUGAGGUUUCACGAGCGUGCAGGUGUCGAGACCUUAGAUGCUUUCCCGAACCUGAAGGCUUGGCUCGAUCGGCUUCUGGAGAGAGAAACUGUGAAAGCUGGAAUAGCUGUCCCUUAGAGUACUCUUGAACCUGUCUCGCUCUAGCCAAACCGUCAAUUCUCCCCUGUACAGUAUUUGCGCACUUGGACCAAAUUUAGUCUUUCGUCGUCGUCCUGGCUCAGUUGAAAAAUUCUUCAUUAACAUUAACAUGGUACUUACUUCCACCGUUAUGGGUCAUCCGAACACGUAUUGAAAUGCUCAAGUAACACAAAGUCCGAGGUAGAUAACCACUCGAAACCAAGUAAUUCGAUGCUCUGUUUAAGUUCAUGCUCGACAAAAGCACGGUGCUGUCCACCUUCAUGCGGCAUCGUAAUCCUCGUCACUUGUAAGGAUAGCA